AUGGACCAUGAUCUCCAACGGGCCUUCACCUGGUGGAUGCUGCUCUUCUUUUCCCUCCACACAGUCUCUCAGAGCCGGUUUUCCUACAAACCCGGUGCAGCGCAUUCUCCCAUCCAGAGCAGGACGCACGGCGGCGGCCUCCAUCCUCCAGUGAGCACCGGAAAACACCCACAGCCCACACAGGCCCCAGCACGGCCCCGGCCCGUCCUGGUCAAGUGCCAUCCGGACUCUAUGGAGGUGGUGGUCCAGGCUGAUGUGUUUGACACAGGCCUUCUGGUGGAGCUCACACACCUGCGUUUGGGUUCGGAGGCGCAUGGGGAAGGCGCGUGCAGACCAGUGCCAUCAGGUCAUGCAGAAUACACCAUCUGGGCCAGUCUGACCGACUGUGGGACUAAGCUCUCAUCAACAAAAGAGAAGAUCAUCUAUUCUAAUGUUCUGGUCUACUCACCGGAACCUUCAUCAAAUGGUUUACUUCGACUGGAUGGAGCAACUAUUCCAGUUGAAUGUCAUUAUGAAAGGGUGUAUUCUGUGGAGGGUAUUUCCCUGCUGCCCACAUGGGUUCCUUCCGUCUCAAGAGUCACAGCUGAGGAUAAAAUGGACUUCAGUCUGCGGAUUAUGACGGCUGAUUGGCAGUUUGAAAGGGGAUCUCAUACAUACUUCCUGGGUGAUCCGAUUCACUUUGAAGUAUCGUCCAUCAUGGGUAACCACAGGCCUCUGUGUGUCUUUGUUGACCGUUGUGUUGCCACAGCAACUCCUGACACAGAAGCAACGUUACGAUACAACUUUAUUGAGCCUGAUGGAUGUCUAGCUGAUGCUUAUUUAACCAACUCCAGCUCCCGGUUUCUACCAAGAAUGGAAGAGCACAAGCUUCGCUUCCAGAUUGAUGCCUUUAAGUUCUACAAAAACCCCAGUAAUCAGGUCUAUAUCACCUGCUAUAUGAGCGCAGUUCCAGUCGUUGUAAAUAUCACUUCACAAAAAAGGGCUUGCUCCUUUAUAGAGAACAGAUGGCUCUCAGCAGAUGGGAAUAACCAGGACUGUAGGAGCUGUGACCUAACUUAUCAGGUCAAGAAGCCUCCAUCGACGGAGCCUCCUAAAACUACCAUCAGCAUUAAACCCAGACCUCCAGUAGCUUCCAAGGAAAAUUUAAUUCCCAGCAGAGCAGAACCACCUGCCAGCUUUGUCCGCGUUCGCACGGGAAUGCAGCAUUAUCCACACAGCAGUCUCCAGUCCUCUGUUGGACCGACAAAACCAGAAAUGGGAAAUGAAAUAGGUGAGAUCACCGUAUGA
Messenger RNA from Sphaeramia orbicularis (orbiculate cardinalfish), 1287 nucleotides. RefSeq names its product zona pellucida sperm-binding protein 3-like. Gene Ontology annotation, cellular component: extracellular matrix. Bases 1 to 1287 code for a protein of 428 amino acids. Lineage: Eukaryota; Metazoa; Chordata; Actinopteri; Kurtiformes; Apogonidae. The record is from RefSeq and is a predicted model, not a curated record. Gene Ontology annotation, biological process: positive regulation of acrosome reaction; binding of sperm to zona pellucida; egg coat formation. Gene Ontology annotation, molecular function: acrosin binding. The transcript is spliced from 7 exons.